This is a messenger RNA of Fomitiporia mediterranea MF3/22, 2501 nucleotides long. Its product is annotated as ATP-utilizing phosphoenolpyruvate carboxykinase. Lineage: Eukaryota; Fungi; Basidiomycota; Agaricomycetes; Hymenochaetales; Hymenochaetaceae. The coding region runs from base 522 to 2225 and encodes 567 amino acids. Gene Ontology annotation, cellular component: cytosol. The transcript has 5 exons. Gene Ontology annotation, biological process: gluconeogenesis. Gene Ontology annotation, molecular function: ATP binding; phosphoenolpyruvate carboxykinase (ATP) activity. The record is from RefSeq and is a predicted model, not a curated record.
CUCCGUUCGGCUGGCGGCUUUAUGUGAAUUUUGCGCAAACCCACCAUCAUCCGUCCGCACGGCUGUCGUGGUCGACGUUCGACGUCCUCGACAGCGAGUAUAGAAGAGUAGAGAUAGACAGACUCCAAAUCGAUAUCAGACGGCCGGACCGCGCUUGUUUUGCGCAAGAUUGGUGCUGAUCGGGAGAGACCGGGACAGGCUACCUUGAGAGCUGUGGGCGACGGUGCUCCAUCGCGCCUGGGCACAGAGCAGACGAAGGGGUAUAAAGAGAAGGGUAUCAUGGGAUGCAAACGCAUAUAAGGAGCACCCUCCACCGUUCGUCGCCUGCAACCUUCUUCUUCUCCUCAAACUAUCACCAACUUCAAGUUACACAGCGGCUUCACCGCACCCAUCUCCGUCUCCUUGCGCUCAACAACGCAGCUCAAAGACAUAACCUCUUUUGUUCAUCAGCACCAGUAACUCCACCGCUUUUAUCGCCAACGAGCUCUAGUAGCACUACAAACCCGACGACAAAAGACAAAAUGUUGCACCGUCAGCUUGGUACGCCUUACGUGACGCCCCACAUUCUGCACAAGAGCUAUGCAGAGACCCCCGGACUUGACACGACCGUGAAUCUCAUCGGCCGAGAUAUCGAGUACUUCUCGCAGGCAGGCUUUGACAUGUCAAAGCUGACGCUGAAGCGCAAUGCCGCGCCUGCACAGCUCUACGAGGAUGCGAUCCGCAAUGAGGGCGCUAUUAUUUCGUCCUCUGGAGCGCUUAUCAAUUUCUCUGGCAAAAAGACUGGUCGUAGCCCGAAGGACAAGCGAAUUGUGUAUGAGGAGACUAGCCGUGACAAUAUCUGGUGGGGAAGUGUGAAUAUCAAGAUGGACGAGCAUACGUUUGAGAUUAACCGCGAGCGUGCGAUCGAUUAUCUCAACACUCGGGACCUCGUAUAUGUCUUUGAUGGCUAUGCUGGAUGGGACCCGCGCUACCGCAUCAAGGUCCGCGUCGUCUGUGCCCGAGCGUACCACGCGCUCUUCAUGCACAACAUGUUGAUCAGACCGACUGAGGAAGAGCUUGCCAACUUCGGCGAACCCGACUUUAUCAUCUACAACGCUGGCCAGUUCCCGGCGAACCGCUUCACGAAGGGCAUGUCGUCGACGACCUCCGUCGAGAUUAACUUCAAGCGCAUGGAAAUGGUCAUCCUCGGUACGGAAUACGCGGGCGAGAUGAAGAAAGGUGUAUUCAGCGUUAUGCAUUAUCUUCAGCCUGUCAAGUUCGGACAACUGUCGCUGCACUCGUCUGCGAACGUUGGUAUCGAGAAGGGUGACGUUACUCUGUUCUUCGGCCUUAGCGGUACGGGGAAGACGACGUUGAGUGCUGAUCCUCGUCGACAACUGAUUGGUGAUGAUGAGCACGUUUGGAGCGACCGUGGCGUAUUCAACAUCGAGGGCGGCUGUUACGCCAAGUGCAUUGGCUUAUCCGCUGAAAAGGAACCCGAAAUCUUCAAUGCUAUCCGUUUCGGUGCCAUCCUUGAAAACGUCGUUUACGAUCCAGUAACACGCAAGCCCGACUACGAUGAUGUCUCGAUCACGGAGAAUACACGUUGCGCCUAUCCGAUCGAAUACAUUCCGAACGCGCGUGUACCGUGCCUCGUUGAGCGUCAACCGUCAAAUAUUAUCAUGCUUACCUGCGACGCUUUCGGUGUGCUUCCGCCUGUAGCGCGUUUGACGCCAGCACAAGCGAGCUAUCACUUCCUUGCAGGCUAUACGAGCAAGACGCCUGGAACCGAGGAUGGUGUCCUCGAGCCGAUUCCGACGUUCAGCACUUGCUACUCAGCACCGUUCAUUGUUCUCCAUCCGAGCAAGUACGCAACGAUGCUUGCAGACCGCAUGGCUCAACAUGGUGUGUCUUGCUGGUUGAUCAAUACCGGCUGGACUGGUGGACGUUUCGGUUCGCCGCAAGGUCGUCGCUGCCCGCUCAAGUUUACGCGCGCGAUCGUUGACGCUGUACACGAUGGCUCGCUCAAGAAUGCGGAAUACGAGAAGUUCGGUGUGUUCAACUUGGACAUCCCGACUUCGAUUCCUGGUGUUCCACGUGAGUUGUUGAACCCUACACUUGCGUGGCCGGAUAAAGAGGCAUUCGAGAGGGAAGUGAGGAAGCUUGCGGGAAUGUUCGUUAAGGCGUUUGCGGUGUAUGAGAGUGAUGUUGAUGCGAGUGUGCGCGCUGCUGGUCCGCAGUUGUAAAAGGUUCUCUCAAUAGUGGAUAGUACAAGUGGUCGUUUCCGAUUUCCUCGUCUCGCAAACUUUUAGACAUGUACACGCAAUCGUUUACUUUACUUUACUUUACUUUUCUUUUAUGUGAGACUGUGUGUACUUAGCUUAGUUGUACAACAUGAAAAUUUCUUUGUCUGUAUCAUCGGCAUGGUGGUGGAGGAUGGGAUAAUGGUGCUAAGGUAGUGUUCUGUACUUGACGGAUACUCAGCAUAGGAAGAAGUUUUACUUUUAUACGAUUGCCCGAAU